Messenger RNA from Plutella xylostella (diamondback moth), 2421 nucleotides. The record is from RefSeq and is a predicted model, not a curated record. Lineage: Eukaryota; Metazoa; Arthropoda; Insecta; Lepidoptera; Plutellidae.
UCACUCAUUCCAUCAUCAUUGCAAUAUUCAGCUUCAAAUUUCAAAUUCAAUACGACAAUACAAUAACAAUAAUCAUUUAUUAAAUAAAAUACAAAAUUUAUCAAACAUUUAACAUAAAAUCCACCCUCGCUUCGUCAAAAAUAAAAUACAAAAAAAAACAAACAAACAAAGAAAACACAACUUACUUAGCUAAAUAAACCACCCCAGGACGCACCCGACCCAAAAGUCCCCAUAACGCUAGCUGCGUUGCCGCGCUGCACGGCGAGGGAAAUCCUCUGUGCCAGGUACGCCCCAGAGCGGUAGUCAAAACCGCGGCUCCUCAAGCGUCGAAUACGAAUACGACAAUUGUGGAAAAGUUGAAGUUGAAGGCUAACUUAUCUAAGUAUAAUCCACCAAAAACGGCCACGGUCGUGUGAUAGCGUGUCCACGACAAACGGUUAGUGAGCCAUCUUGGGGGCAGGCAAGUACGAAGUCGACUGCUGCGCCAGAAGCGGUCGUGAGCCAAGGGUCUGUGGGUGCACGGUGCUCCCUCUUGCACCAUAUCAUUUGUGGAGCGCCACACAAACAACUCAUUUCAAAUUUUGAGCAUACGAGAUUCCCCUCUUGGCAAUAUGCACAAUGGUUCCACUCGAGAGAGCCAGGUGCAGUGUGAUGUGGAUCAGAGUAAAGUAAAAGUAUAUCUGAUAAACUAUAUUCAGGAAGGCAAUUGCUUCGCAGCACGCAUGAAGUUAAAACUGGAUUGCGAAGAGGACCAUCGGGAGGUAAUGGCAAUGAGCCCCGAGUAUAUAGUUUGUAACAUUGCCACCUUAAAGGUUAAAGUGGAGAUAACAUCUUAUUCAAAAUAUGGUACACGUGAAUCACGAAUCCACAUAAUAAAUGUAUCUUUUGAGUUCAGCAAACGUAUUAAAGACUGUUUAAACUGUAUGUUACAUUUACAAAUUAACAACAGCUCCCUUACAAUCAUAUCUACAGAGUGUUCUGGCGGAUUUAUACAGGCACCGGAGAGUUACAGCUUAUCCGACCUCAGGUCUGGGAAUGUGAAUGUUGCAGGUGUCAUAGACAUUUUCAUGGUACCCAACCCAUGCAGUGUUUUGUAUGACGACAAGGACCUGAUUGACUUCAGUCUGAAGGGAAUAGAUGGAUCAGUGGAUUUCCAUCGCCAUAUAAUGGCUAUUAGCAGUCCUGUAUUGAAGGCCAUGCUGGCGGGCCCGUGGCGGGAGGCUAAACAAGGAGUGCUAGAUCUCAAAGAUGUCAACAUGUCAACUAUUCAACAUCUGAAGGAUUAUAUUUACUUGAACAAAGUACCGGAGACGGAGAGAGGGCUAGGUGAAUUGAUCAAACUCGCCCAUUUCUUGUUGAUGACAACAUUGGUGAAAAUUUGUGUGUUCAAUAUACUGAUUAGAUGUUUCACAUUGGAGAAUGUGGUGCAUUGGAUCCAUUUUGCAGGAGCUAACAAUAUUUCAGAGAUGAUACCGUGGCUGCUAGACAUCGGAAGCAGGAGUGAGGCUACCCUAAGGAUAACUGAUAUCAUAACUAGCUAUGACUUGACCAAUAUCAGUGAAGGUGAUAAAUAUAAAGAAGAAAAUAUGCCAGAUGCCAGCUAAAUAAAAUAUGUUAUGCUUUGUAAAAUAUUGCAUGAGUCCUAUGAUGUUUGAUUGAUAGAUCCUUAUAUUAAAGUUGGGUUUCUCUUAAAACGAACAUGUGACAAAUAAAAUGUAUUUGACAGCUGUCAUAGGGCCGAAGAUGAAAUUUAUUGGUAUUCAGAAGUUCCCCAAUCCACAAUUUUAACACAGUCUACCUAUCGUUCGCUUUCGCCCGUUACUAGGCUUCCGCAACUCUCCAAUAAAUAGAGUGAACGAAAAACUAGCCAACUGUGAACACUCCGCUGCAACUCAGCGGCUGGGAACAGUUUGCCUACUGGGGAGGCACCCUAAAAAACUAAAACCGAAGGACAAGGAUAUGAGUGAAACACAAGGAUUAAUUUCAUUAUUCUACCUGUAAGAGGCGACUCUACCACGCCCUACUCUGCGCGCCCCGGCUCGUAUUUCAUAUGAGGAUACCACGCUAUUUAUUUAUUCAAUAUUUCACGAACGAUAAAAUUGUUGAGGAAUAUUAAAUAAGAUGAGGAAAUAAGUAAAGUUGUUCUCUUCAGGGAGUUCACAGUAAAUGAUUCAUCGGGAGAAGGCAUUCAUGUUUUAUACCUCCUUGGUGGGGGUUAAUAAAUUGAAAAUAAUGUAUCAAGCGAAUUAAAAAGUUUCGCGAGCUUAUUUUUUUUCAAGUUUUUCUUUGCUCGGGAUUUAUCACUUGCAGCUUCGGGAAAUUAUGUGUUUUCUUAUGUUGGUAUUGUUGUUUAAUCUCAUUUUGUGUUUUAUUGUGUAAAUUAUAUUACCUACAUAAUAGCAUAAUACGUACAUACAUUAA